AUGGUGGCACUGGUAGGCAUUCACCUUUUGCAGGUACUCGAACCCAUAGACCCGGGUCCCCGUAGCGGAAGGGCGGUGCAGCGUGAUGAGGACUUCGAUGCGAUUCGACCGUUAUGCUACCCCGGUACAACUGUGUUUCUGCUGUGCUUCAGCGUGGUGUGUCCGGCGUCGUUUGCCAACCUGCAAAGGCGAUGGCUGCCGGAAAUAACUCAGAACUGUCCGAAAGUGCCGUUGAUUUUGGUCGGGACCCAGUGCGACCGUCGAACCAACAUGACCGUGCUUCUUGAUCUAAGCAGCCGAAACGAGUCGCCAGUCAGUCAGCAGGAAAUCAAGAGCAUGGCGCGGAAGACGAACGCCCUUCAGUAUAUCGAGUGUUCGGCGUUGACACAGAAAAACCUGAAGGAAGUAUUUGAUGCCGCGCUGAUGGCUGCCCUAAACAUUACCACCGGCCCGGUACCGCCUCUGCACCACUUCCAGAAUCUGCGACAGAAGGUGACUCGGGCCCUGAGUCUCGACUCGAUCCAUCACUCGAAUCUACGGGUGCACAAAAACACCUCGUCGACUCACAGCGUUUUCAACGCAAAGUACUCCACCAGAAAGCUCUCGGUCGGUCAUCUUAUCACCGACGGAGGCAGCAUGGAACACGACCUGCAGAAGAAGCACAAACUGAGGAGGGGAUGGCGUCGAAUGCUCUGCAUGAGCUGA
Molecule: messenger RNA, 705 nt
Organism: Soboliphyme baturini
Lineage: Eukaryota; Metazoa; Nematoda; Enoplea; Dioctophymatida; Soboliphymatidae
Source: the annotation of a GenBank genome assembly